UCAAAUCGAAGCUCUCCCUCUCUUUGCAAUGUCAGAUUCUCACGGCGGCGGAGGAAUGACGGCGGCGGAAGAUUACCAAGAAGAGGAGGUGUGGGCCAUGAUCAAGGCAAGAGAUGAUCAACCCUCCAACCUAACAAACAAUCUCUCCACCUCAUCCUCGCGCCACUUCCCCUCCACCGCCGCCGCGAGGGUCAUUCCGAGAUCCUCCGGCGGCGCUUCGUCGGCGCCCCUCGCCGUCCCCGACUGGUCCAAAAUCAUGAAGAUGAAUCCCAAGAGGAACGGUGCAUGCGGAAAUUUCAGCGACGGCGAAGAUGAGAUGGUGCCGCCGCAUGAAUAUGUGGCUCGGAGGGCGGCGGCGGCGCAGGUGGCUUCCUUCUCCAUGUGCGAAGGAGUUGGAAGAACUCUCAAAGGGAGAGAUCUCAGCAGACUCAGAAACGCGAUUUUGACCAAAACGGGUUUUCUUGAAUAGUUGCUACUAUCACUAUUAGUCUAUUAGUAUUACUAAAUCGAAAAAUAGAAUUUGUGGAAUGUUUUGCCUUUUUUGGUGGCUUUUUCGUAGCUAGAAAAAUGUUCUAAAUCUAAAAAUGGCCCAGUCUAAGAUUUUGUAUGGCAGAUUUGCUUUUUUGGAAGUAGUACUAUUAAUUUGUGUA
Molecule: messenger RNA, 650 nt
Organism: Salvia splendens (bonfire salvia)
Lineage: Eukaryota; Viridiplantae; Streptophyta; Magnoliopsida; Lamiales; Lamiaceae
Exons: 1
Coding region: 29-469 (146 amino acids)
Source: RefSeq, a predicted model, not a curated record